AGCAGCCCCAGCCCGCCCGGGCGGCCGCCGCCCCGCUGCCCCCGCUGCCCGCCCGCGCCGCUCGGGGAGGCGGGAGGAGCCCGCCGAGGGGUCGGUCCCGCCGCUGCCGGCAGCAACUUUGCCGCCCCGGCCGUCCCCGCCGCGGCGCGGCGAUUGACCCCGGCAAGAGUUUUGCAAAAGCUCUUAAACACCCUAAGCCGCGCGCAGCAACCUGUUUUCUCCGAGGUUGCUGGAGAGUAGGAAUUAGGGCUUGCGAUUAUCCGGAGAGGGGAGGUGUUUUCCACAAGGGACCGAUAAAGCCGCCAACUGCCCGCGGCGACGGGAGGAUGUAAAUAGGCAGCACGAGGCCGGUGCGGCUGCUGGCGAGGAGGCAGCGGUCCGGGGAAAGGGCGGAGCGCCGGAGGGGGGUCCUCCCGGCGCUGCACUUGCUACAUUAACGCGGCGCGUCGGAGACGGCGGCACAACUUUCCGGGUCUGCCCCGGGAGGCGGCCAGAAGAGCCUCCCCCCCGCUCCGCUCGCCGCGCCCCCAGCGCCGGCCGCUUCCCGCGGCGGACCCCGGCGGCAGCGGCGUAGCGGCUGCGCCCGCCCCGGCGAGGCGAGGCGAGGCGAGGCGGGCCGUCCCCGGGCACCGGGCGGGCAUGCCGCCCGCUGCCAGCCCCGCCGAGCGCGGCGACCGUCGCCUCUGAAGGGGAGCGGGUGAGCCCCGCCGCCUCCCGGCCAUGCAGCCCCUCCGCGCUCCCCUCGCCCUGCUCUGCCAGGUGCUGGGCGCCUGGGCCGCCUGCGCCCUGGCCCCCGCGGCCGCCGGGCCGCCGGCGCCCCCGCAGCGCGCCCGCUCGCCGCCAGCCCCGACGCCCCUCGCCCCGGGCCGGCGGGCGGCCGCGGCUCUCCCCGGGCGCGGAGCCCUCCCCCCGGCGGGGGCCGGGCGGCGGCGGCCGCGGAGCAGCGAGCGCGGAGCCGGCGCGGCGGCGGGCGGCCCCCGCUGGCUGCCCCUGAACGGCUCGGCCGGCGGCGGGGGCAGCGCCGGGGCCCGCGGCAACGCCACGGGGCGCCGCGCCCGCCUCCGCAACCCCUUCUACCCGCUGACCGAGGAGUCGUACGGCGCCUACGCUGUCAUGUGCCUCUCCGUGGUGAUCUUCGGCAUCGGCAUCAUGGGCAACAUGGCAGUGAUGUGCAUCGUCUGCCACAACUACUACAUGCGGAGCAUCUCCAACUCCCUGCUGGCCAACCUGGCCUUCUGGGACUUCCUCAUCGUCUUCUUCUGCCUGCCGCUGGUCAUCUUCCAGGAGCUCACCAAGAAGUGGCUCCUAGAAGACUUUUCCUGCAAAAUCGUCCCCUACAUCGAGGUGGCCUCCCUCGGAGUCACCACCUUCACGCUCUGCGCCCUCUGCAUCGACCGAUUUCGCGCCGCCACCAACGUGCAGAUGUAUUACGAGAUGAUCGAAAACUGCACCUCGACGACGGCCAAGCUGGCUGUCAUCUGGGUGGGCGCGCUGCUGCUGGCCCUGCCCGAGGUCGUGCUGCGCCAGCUGGCGAAGGAGGACCCCGAAUACAGCGGCAGCCCCCCGGGGGAGCGCUGCGUGGUGAAGAUUUCCACCGCGCUGCCCGACACCAUCUAUGUGUUAGCCCUCACCUACGAUGGGGCAAGACUCUGGUGGUACUUUGGCUGCUAUUUUUGUCUGCCUACCCUUUUCACUAUUACCUGCUCCCUGGUAACAGCGAGGAAAAUCAGGAGGGCGGAAAAGGCUUGCACAAGGGGGAACAAGCGACAAAUUCAGCUGGAAAGUCAGAUGAACUGCACGGUGGUGGCUUUGACCAUUUUAUAUGGGUUUUGCAUCAUUCCUGAAAACAUUUGCAACAUUGUGACUGCCUACAUGUCCACAGGGGUCUCUCGGCAGACUAUGGACCUCCUCCAUCUCAUUAGUCAGUUCCUUUUGUUCUUUAAGUCCUGUGUUACCCCAGUUCUCCUUUUCUGUCUCUGUAAACCUUUCAGCCGGGCCUUUAUGGAGUGUUGCUGUUGCUGCUGCGAUGAGUGCAUCCAGAAGUCUUCAACAGUGACAAGUGAUGACAAUGACAAUGAGUACACCACAGAACUGGAGCUCUCCCCUUUCAGUACCAUCCGUCGUGAAAUGUCCACUUUUGCCUCCGUGGGGACUCACUGUUAAUUGACUUUAUUUCAUGUAUCUUUUUUCUUUUUCUUGUUUUUUUUUUUUUUUUUUUUUUUUUUUUUUUACUUCAUAUUUUUCUUCUUGAAGCAAAAUGCAGGAAAAAAAAAAUAUUCUUGAAAACUACUCUGGAAACCAGUCUGCAUAUUGACAGUCAUGCUUUGGAAUAGAAUUUGUUUGGUUAUUAAAAUGAAAGAAAGAGAAAGAAGGAGAGCCAGCACACAGUUUUAAAUCAUGAUAUUUUGUAUGGUGCUAGGAUUUUAUUGUUUGGGGAGAAAAAUCCAUAUCAAUCCACUUUUAUUUAAUUCCAUAAUAUUUUUUUGAUAAUCACUGUAAAAUGAUUAUGUAGACAUCGUGGGUUUUGCAAGAUGUUUCAUGUAAAAGAUGUGGUGGAAAGUAUUUGAAGGUAGUUUUAAUCCAGUUACUAUACACUAUUGUGAGAGGACUUGGACUUCAGAAAAUUUAUAAAUUAGCAUAAAAAUAAAUGAGGUUUUAUUCUUUAACUUCACUGUCAAUCUGCAUAUAACAAGGACACCUAUAAGUAGCAUUAAAUUGCUUUAAUAAGUAAAAAAAAACUUUGCUUUGCAUAAAAUAAUUUAAAUGGCCAUAUUUAAUUUGCCAUUCGUGUACUUACCCUCAGAGGCUAUAAUUACAGUGUUUAAGGAAGAUGGUUAUAAUGGUAUUAGAUUUACAUGAGUGGGUUUUUUUAAUGCUUAAUACAAAGGUUUGAUGUGCCUCAUUGAAAAUUUCCUUCUUAACCUGAAGGUAUACAAAACCUGGUAUUUUAUACUUCUUACAAAGAAAGAUUUGCUUUCUCACUAAAUUUUGUCUUGUGUGGUUUCAAAAUCAAGUUUCUUUCCAAUUUGUUACUUGUUUUGCAUUGAGCUUAUGUCCUCAGUCUCUGUAUAUAUAGCUCCUGCUGGCUUCAGUGAGAGUCCCAUUGCAGAGGAAGGCAUUCUUUUGCUAGAGGUUUGCUGACAAUAAAUGUGAGGGACUGAAAUAUGUGGAGAGUGAAUUCCUUCUUUUUUAAUAGGUAUAAACACACUUGGAUGCUUGGGGCUUGACCCAGAGCCCGUUGCAGUCAAUGGAAGGGGUUUCCAUCAAUUUCAGAGGGCUUUGGAUCAGGCUGGCAUCUCCCAUUUAUUCUGGGAUAUGUAACAUGAAUAUUAAUCACGGGGGCUCUGUAUACUGAUUAUAAAUCGUGCUGCUCUCACAGAGACUGCUAUUCACUAGCACCUCACAGCUCUGAAGCUGUUUUUGAGAACCACAGUGUGUUUUGCUGACGGCUUCUUGCUGUCUGCAGAGUUAUUAAAAUGAGGGUAUGGCAACACUGCCAGCAACAGUGCGAUAUAGUAAAAUCUAAAGUUGCUACAAGCAAGUCAGAUUGGAGACUGGAAACUGCCUAUCUGUACCAGCAGAGCUUAUUUGCCCCACUUCUUGGCUGAAGUAGACAGACUGUUCUUGGCAGGCAAGCUGGCUCAUAUUUACGCUGGGCAGUGGGCUGAAGUGUAGACACAUGCUAAGGAACUGGAUUUGUUAUAAUUAGCUUAUAUUUUAAUACUAAUUAAAUAAAUAAUGCAAUUGUAAUAGUAUGUGCAGAAGUAAAAUCACAUGCAUUUGUCCUUUGAAAUUAACAGUGAUUGUAACUGCUGUAGUCUAACUUCCCAAUACCUGCCUCUAAAUACCUUAAAGAACUUGAUGUAACUUCUGAAAAGUCUAUUUUUUUAUUUGUAGAUUCUGGACUUAAUAUGUUUAAUCUUUGUAUCUGCCUGGGCAAACAGUAUUUCUUCUUUUUCUUUACCAUUUUAAUCUGUAACAAUUUCAACUGAAAAGCAGUUGAAAUUAAUCUGAGUAUGAAUCUGGAUAUAUAUGCACUUGAGUUCUUUUUCUCACAUUUGAAUUAGACAUUGGGCCCUAGCAAAGCAGUCUGCUUUAAGCACAGGCCUAUAUUUAAAUAUUUGUUUCUGUUUAGGACUUGCUAAAUUGCCUAAGUUUUUUUAUAUCCUUUUGUAACAUGGUCAAUCACUUCUGAAGACAGAGGAACUGUCCCUUCUUUAUAAACCCUUCACUGACUUCACAUUGCUUGAUUACAUUUAAUAAAGUAUGAAAGGGAUUAAAGAGUAAAGAUAAAAACAAAAUCUC
Molecule: messenger RNA, 4305 nt
Organism: Tyto alba (common barn owl)
Lineage: Eukaryota; Metazoa; Chordata; Aves; Strigiformes; Tytonidae
Gene: GPR37
Product: G protein-coupled receptor 37
Exons: 3
Coding region: 721-2163 (480 amino acids)
Biological process (GO): adenylate cyclase-inhibiting G protein-coupled receptor signaling pathway; positive regulation of MAPK cascade
Cellular component (GO): plasma membrane; signaling receptor complex
Molecular function (GO): prosaposin receptor activity; G protein-coupled peptide receptor activity
Source: RefSeq, a predicted model, not a curated record